This is a messenger RNA of Caenorhabditis angaria, 2057 nucleotides long. Lineage: Eukaryota; Metazoa; Nematoda; Chromadorea; Rhabditida; Rhabditidae. The record is from the annotation of a GenBank genome assembly.
AUGGACUUGCACCCAUGCCUCCCAAAUUUCUCAAUAAAUUUGGAAAUUUUCAAAUUUUUGGUUCAGGCCUCUUAUGGAACUUUUGCCGCAAUAUUGUACAUUUUUCUGAUUUUUCGAAUUUCUCGAAAAUAUUCGACAAAUCAUCGGUUGUUUUGUGAUAUCUUUUUCAAAUUUUAUGUCUUAGAUGCAGUUGUGGUAACUUUUUUUAUUGAUUUUUUUUUGAAAAUUCUGAAAAAAAAAUCAUGUUGAAUUCAAAAUUUUCAAAUCUAGAUUUUUUCGCACCAAAAUUUCAGUUUCAAAGUUUCCAAAAAUUGCCACGUGUCAAAACAUUGCUCAUAUCAAACUUUGAAGAAGAUUCUGAAAAAAAUGAAUGUUGAAUUUCAAAAUUCCAAAUUUUAAUCCACGUGGAAAAACUUCUGGAAAUUUAACUGCGUAUCUAAGCUGAGUAUCUAAUGUUGUUAAGAAAAAAAUUACAUUAGAUACUCAGUCACGUAAGCAGCCAAAAUGAUCUUCGAAAACUUCAGGGAAUCUAAUUGCGUAUCUAAACUGCCACGUGUCAAAUUAAACUUUUAGAAAAAAAUUGAAUAAUCCGAGAGUUACGCUAAAUACAUAGAAAAUUCCGGAAUUCUGAAUUUCCCCCUCCACAUUUUUCAGAGUUUAAUAUUUCUGCUGCUGGAUUUCAGUAUAAAUCGUCCACUUUUAUAUAUAAAUCAACUAUGUUAUAUAUUUUUCAACAAUUUCUCAACUCCCUCUUAUUUUCUAACUCCCUACAUCACAGCCUACAAUUAUUUCGGAUUCUCAAAAAUGCUCACAAUUAGUUUGCUCUCGGCAAAUCGUUUCACUUGCGUCGUUUUUCCAGUUUGGCACAAAGUUUUCUGGUUGAAAUAUAAUCGAGGAUUUUGUUAUGCGGUUUUUAUAGUUCCCGUGUUUUUCACGUGGCAUUUGGCGAUUUCGAAAACUUAUUUUGAUGCUUAUUCGGGAGCUGGAUUAUUGGGAUAUACGAAAACUAUUGAAUGGGUUGGUUCUGGUUCUGGUUUCAAACUACAUAGAGAUUUUUUGUCUGAAAAAAAGAACGUUGCAUUUUUUUUUGAAGUGUGCAUAAUUAACACCAAGAUACAUUAAAAAAACUGAAAGUCAAACUAGAGAUGCAAAUUUGUACCCGGAACAUUUUCAGAAUAAAAAAAAAGUUUGGAUAUCUCAUAAAUGAGAUAUCCAAAAAUUUUCAGAAAUUCUGAAAAAUACAUAUUUUGUGCAGCUGAAAGUUCAAUUUCACGCUCGAAAUUAGCUGUAACAUAUGAUCGAAAAUUCGUCAUAAAAAUUUGCAAUUUUCAAAAAUCAUGAGAAUGGUUUCAAGUUCAAUGAUCUAGAUACGCCAUCAUCAAAAAUCAAGAAAAACAAUUAUCUGAAAAUUCUGAAACAUUGAAUUCUCAUAGAAAAAACUUGAAAAUAUAUUUUUGGAAAACAGAAAACUGAAACGUUGAAAAUAUUUCAGCGUUGUGUUAUAGAAAUUUUGAAACGUAUUUUUCCAAGAAAAUGUUUUCAAGAAUUUUGCAAAAAAUAUUUCAUUGAUAAACUUUUUGGCGAGUUAGCGUAAGUCUAAUCAACCUUCUCCCCAGAUUCGCACAACAUAUUUCAAAGUUCUCGUAAGUAUCUCAGUGUUUAUUUUCAUUUUCACAACAAAUAUCUGGACAAUUCAACAACUAAUCGCUUUUCGAUAUCGCCUCAAAAAUCUGGAGAAAUCUCUUAUUCUAACAACUAUUAUAACAAGUAUCACAUUUUUGCUUUAUAUCAUUGUUCAGGUGCAAAAAAAUUUCUUCGGAAAAGUCUAGCUAGACAAUUUUUUUCAGAUGAUAAUUUUGAUAGUCUCUUCAAAAUAUCUAAUCGAUCAUUUGGAACUUGGAACUUUUGUCAAAAAAUUCGAAUUGAUCUGCAAUGAUUUUUAUCUGAUAAGUUCACCAAUUGCUCUAAUUUUGGUUUGCCCACAACUACGCGGUUCACUUUUUCGAAAACAUAAAUUACGAAAUACCGUGUCAAAUUUGCCAGACACCACUUUCUGA